Messenger RNA from Eruca vesicaria subsp. sativa (arugula), 1890 nucleotides. NCBI's taxonomy places the organism in Eukaryota, Viridiplantae, Streptophyta, Magnoliopsida, Brassicales, Brassicaceae. The record is from the annotation of a GenBank genome assembly.
AUGGGGAAGGAGAAGAAAACAGAGUCUUACGACAAUGGCAGUUACAACUACAAAAUGUUCAAAUGCUUCAACCGUAAAUUCAAAAUCAACGAAGUCCAACCCACCGACGACGUCCGUGACGCCUUCUGCCAAUUCGCCAUCGGCGGCGGCGGCGGAGGAGGCGACGGAGAUUCAAGCGACGGUGAAGGAGGCGUUAUGGGGGCAGAGCAACUCUGUUCUUUCCUCGACGACCACCAAGGAGAUUCAGGAACCACCGUCCCCGAGGCUCAACGGUUAAUAGACGAGGUUAUAAGACGUAGACACCACGUCACGCGGUUCACACGUCAUGGACUUGACCUAGACGAUUUCUUCAACUUUCUUUUUUACGAUGAUCUUAAUCCUCCCAUCACACCUCACGUGCAUCAAGACAUGGCAGCACCAUUGUCACAUUACUUUAUAUACACGGGACACAACUCGUAUCUCACGGGGAAUCAACUAAGCAGCGAUUGUAGCGAAGUCCCUGUGAUCAAAGCUUUGCAAAGAGGAGUUCGUGUUAUUGAGCUUGAUCUUUGGCCUAACUCUACUGGAACAGAUAUCAAUGUUCUUCAUGGAAGAACGCUCACAACGCCUGUGCCACUGAUCAAAUGCUUGAAAGCAAUAAGAGAUUACGCAUUUUCUAGCUCACCUUAUCCUGUUAUCAUCACUUUAGAGGAUCAUCUUACUGCUGAUCUUCAAGCCAAAGUAGCUGAGAUGGCUACACAGAUAUUUGGACAAAUGUUGUUUUACCCUGAAUCCGAAAGCUUAGCAGAGUUUCCAUCUCCUGCUUCAUUGCUACAUCGGAUAAUGAUCUCAACUAAACCACCUAAAGAGUAUCUUGAAUCAAGAAACCCUAUUGUUAAACAGCAGGACAAUAAUAAUGCAUCUCCAUCAUCAGAGGAAGAAUCACCUAGAGCAGAGGAGAUUCAGACACUAGAAAGUAUCUUGUUGUACGAAGAUAGUUGUUGUGAAAACAAGAGUGAUAGUGAUCAUGAGGAAGAAGAAGCUAGUGAAGAUCAGAAACCAGCUUACAAAAGAUUGAUCACCAUUCAUGCUGGAAAACCUAAGGGGACGGUGAAAGAAGAGAUGAAAGUUGUGGUUGAUAAAGUGAGACGAUUGAGUUUGAGUGAGCAGGAACUUGAUAGGACUUGUUCAUCAAAUAGUCAGGAUGUCGUAAGGUUUACACAGAGGAAUAUACUUCGGAUAUACCCAAAAGGGACAAGGUUUAACUCCUCAAACUACAAACCGCUUAUUGGCUGGACUCAUGGAGCACAAAUGAUUGCAUUCAAUAUGCAGGGUUAUGGGAAAUCAUUGUGGUUGAUGCACGGCAUGUUUAGAGCCAAUGGAGGUUGUGGAUAUGUAAAGAAACCUAACUUCUUGAUGAAGAAAGGGUUUCAUGAUGAAGUAUUUGAUCCUAGAAAGAAACUUCCUGUAAAAGAAACACUAAAGGCAAGCCAACAGAAAUAUACAUACUUUGAUGAUAUACAUAUACAUGUGAAAGUAUAUAUGGGAGAUGGAUGGCGUCUAGACUUCAGUCACACACAUUUCGACUCAUAUUCUCCUCCUGAUUUCUACACUAAGGUGUACAUAGUGGGUGUACCAGCAGAUAACGCAAAGAGGAAAACAAGAGUAAUUGAAGACAAUUGGUAUCCAAUUUGGGAUGAGGAGUUCAGUUUCCCAUUAACAGUUCCAGAGCUUGCAUUGCUUAGGAUCGAAGUCAGCGAGUACGAUAUGUCUGAUAAAGAUGACUUUGGUGGACAAACAUGCUUGCCUGUUUCGGAAUUAAGACCGGGGAUUCGAUCUGUGCCUUUGUAUGAUAAGAAGGGUGAGAAAAUGAAAUCAGUAAAGCUACUUAUGCGUUUCAUCUUCGAAUGA